Messenger RNA from Ahaetulla prasina, 4528 nucleotides. RefSeq names its product activin A receptor like type 1 (gene ACVRL1). The record is from RefSeq and is a predicted model, not a curated record. NCBI's taxonomy places the organism in Eukaryota, Metazoa, Chordata, Lepidosauria, Squamata, Colubridae. Gene Ontology annotation, cellular component: BMP receptor complex; plasma membrane. The coding region runs from base 789 to 2297 and encodes 502 amino acids. The transcript is spliced from 12 exons. Gene Ontology annotation, biological process: angiogenesis; BMP signaling pathway; cellular response to growth factor stimulus. Gene Ontology annotation, molecular function: SMAD binding; ATP binding; transforming growth factor beta receptor activity, type I.
UUAUUAGCUGGGAGUGGUGGAGAAAAGCCAAGCAGGAAGAGGCAGUAAUAAGAAACAUUUUUAACUUCUCCCACAUCCAGAUCUUGCCAAACUGCUGCUUUCGGGCGAGAGGCUAAGAGAGGGGCUGGAAAUAAGAUCUCAUCUUCUAUUCCCCCCCCCCCAUAAGACACACCCUCCCUCUUGUGCCUGCUUUUCAACACACUACCUCCCUGAGACAAACUUUAGCCAGGCUGAGCUUUGGGCUGAAUCAGGGGGAAAUCUUCUUUUUCAGUUGGGAAAAAAUGUGAAACGGAGAGGAUGAUCCGAAAGGAGGUCUGGGACCCCCUCUCAGGUUAGGUGCAAUCAGAGAAAAACUGGGAUUUGCCCAGGGCAGAGAAAUUAAACACACCUUUCCAAAAGGCACUUCAGGUUUUGAUACUGGAGGAAAACCUCACAUCGGAGGAAGACUUCAUCACAGCCUGCCAGAAGCAGGAAAGCAGCAGGAUACAGGACGUAGUCCAGCUCUGCUCCCCUCCCAGUUCAAAAUCUUCCGGAGUCUAGACUGAGGAACCAUCCCCAGACUUUUUAGUCCUGACAUUUCUGAAAAUGGAUUUUCCUGUGGAAGGUCUUUCAUCCUCUGUUUUCUAGAGAUUGUGUUCAGCGACCAUCUUCUCGUAUCCCUCUGAAAAAUCCAUAGGCCUGAAUCUGUGUUGAUCCCAUAAACUGACAUUCAAGAGGUGUGUUUCUUCUGAAUCUAGGAAUUGUUCAAGCAGCAUUUAAUCACUGGAAAAGAGGGGGAUGAAAAGAAAAUGCUUUCUCAAGAAGCUACCGCUGGCCUUUUUUCAAUAAUUCUGUGUCUUGCAGGAAACAGCGCACUCACAGCUGGUCAGCCAAACUGCGUCUGUAUGCAAUCGGUAUGUUCAGAAAAUUUCACAUGCUCAGGAGAUUGGUGUUUUGUAAGCAAACACUUGGAGAAUGGGAAAAUGGUCGAUAAAAAGGGCUGCCUGAAGGAAGCAAAUGAGUUUUGCUGGGGCUCUAUCACAAAAACCUACGGCAUAAAAUGCUGCCAGGGCAACAUGUGUAAUUUCAAUCUUUCCAUCUGGCUAAUAGAUGAAGGUCUGCUUGAAGAGGGCCCAUCUUUGAAGAACCUUCUCCUGAUGGUCCUGGUUCCAUUGUUUGCUAUUUUGAUUCUCAUUAUAUUAGUUGGUCUCUUUGUCUGGAAGUGGGCCCAAAGCCGGCAGAGACAUAUGCCAUUUGGGUCUAAUGAACUGGGCGAUGUGGAUUUUAUGCUGAAGAACUCUCUGGCUGGGGACAGCACCCUAGAAGUCUUGCUGAAUGAUGACUGCACUACUGGAAGCGGUUCUGGGCUGCCCUUUCUGGUCCAAAGAACUGUGGCUCGGCAGAUCACCUUGGUUGAAUGCGUUGGCAAAGGACGCUAUGGGGAAGUGUGGCGUGGUACUUGGCAUGGGGAGAACGUGGCGGUCAAGAUUUUCUCUUCCCGUGAUGAGCAGUCAUGGUUCCGUGAGACUGAGAUUUACAACACGGUGCUGCUAAGGCACGACAACAUCUUAGGAUUCAUUGCGUCAGACAUGACAUCGCGGAAUUCGAGCACUCAACUCUGGCUAAUCACCCACUAUCAUGAGCAUGGCUCCCUCUAUGAUUACUUGCAAUGCACAGUGCUAGACAUGGAAACCUGCUUGCGUCUGGCCACCUCGAUCAUCUGUGGGCUCGUUCACCUGCAUGUGGAGAUCUUUGGCACCCAGGGCAAGCCAGCCAUUGCUCAUCGGGAUCUGAAAAGCAGGAAUAUCUUGGUCAAGAACAAUAAGCAGUGCUGCAUUGCUGAUUUAGGAUUGGCAGUCAUGCAUUCCCAGAGCAAUGAUUACUUGGAUAUUGGGAACAACCCACGGGUGGGCACCAAACGCUAUAUGGCACCUGAAGUUUUGGAUGAACAGAUUCGUAUGGACUGUUUUGAAUCCUUCAAGCGGACAGAUAUCUGGGCUUAUGGUCUGGUCCUGUGGGAGAUAGCCCGAAGAACUAUUGUGAAUGGGAUUAUUGAAGAUUAUAAACCUCCUUUCUUUGACUUGGUCCCAGUCGACCCCAGCUUUGAAGACAUGAAAAAAGUGGUUUGCAUUGACCAGCAGACACCCACCAUUCCAAACCGGAUGUUCUCUGACCCGGCUUUAUCUUCGCUAGCCAAGAUCAUGAAAGAAUGCUGGUUCCAGAGUCCCUCAGCAAGACUCACAGCUCUGAGGAUUAAAAAGACCCUGAAAAAACUCAGCAACUCCUUCCACAAACCCAAACACUCUCCUAACUUCUAGGAGCAGAGAUUGGAUUUCUGGCUCCUUGGCUCAAAGGAAGUUCAAGGUCACCCCUUCCAAGUUUCCUGCUGGUCCUGGCCUCUGUCUGUGGCUUCAACAGACCUCCUUUGAAGCUUGACCAAGAGGAUUUGGACUAGAGCUCUAUAGCUCAAACUGACGCUCUGCAGGAAGUUUCACAGAACAGAUGACAGCUUCUGGAAUCCUUAAUUUGUUCCUCUAGCAACAAAAGGAAGGAGGGGCCUACCCACUUCUUGCAGAAUGUACAUUAAUAUAAAUACUCCCUGGAUCUGUAACCUGACGCCAGCUCGUCUCGCCACCAAAUCCUGAAAAAUGGGAGGGAUCCCAUUUGCAAAGAACACAGCUGCUAUGCCCAAAGGGGAGGCUGCCUUUGAAACGCCAGUUAAAGAUCAUUUGCAAAGGUAGUGUUUAGAUUGAACCUAUAAAAUCUAGUUCGUGCCUCUAGCUGUGUGUGCAUGUAUGUGCAUGCAUGUGUAUAGAGGUGUCAUUUCAAAAGCGUCUACAAUGGUUUAAAGGGAUAAGCACAACUAUGCAAGCCUUUGUACCAGAUCAAUCUGAGACCGCUAUGGAGAUACAACAGUUUUUUUCUAUCUGUAUGUGAACAUGGAAAGCUGUCUCGAUGGUCAGCGUGAUAUUGCUUUGCUUGUAUGUAGUCAUGAUUUUUUUUUUGUAUAUAAGCUGGAAUUUAGUAGCACAAGGCUCCAAAAGGGCUUUCCGUCCUGUAACUGGUCUUAGAACCAGCCCUGACUAGCCCUGUCAUAUAACCCCUGAACAUGGUCAGUAGAAACAGGGUAUAGCAACCAUGCUGAACGGAGCUGGCUUUGCUUUCUGUGGAUGGAAGACAACUAUUGGUAGUGAACACACACAUACACGCACACACACACAUACACAGAGUCAGGGAAUUGCACAGCAGAUGUCCAAAUGAAGUCAGAGACGCUGAUAUGAAUUUGUAGUUUUAUAUAAAUAAAUAUAUUUUACAUCUAUAUUUGCAGCAAACAAGAUAGUCAGACUAACAGGAGCAUCAUGAAGUAAAUCACAGAGCAUACAGGAUACAUGGAAGAAAAAGGCGGGAAAACAAGGAAACGCCCCCUUUACAUCCACAGUAGCCAAUCACAGCACAGAUUGCCUCACACAGGAGCCAGUGCUCUCCAACCAAUCUACCAUAACUGUGUUUUCUGGCUCAUUGCACAACCCCACGGCUCUAGCUAUUAAAUUUAAAUAUCUUUAGCACACAUACAUAAGAUGCAAUUUUUUUCUGCAUUUGAGCCCAGCAAGAAUUAAGCAUCACCAACACCAUUGUUCAGCCACUCCAGUUUUUUCGUAGGAGCCCUCAAAGGUUUUAGGCAAUUUGGAACCAAGGUGGAUGUCCAACAUUUGGAUUUGCAUAUGACUACAUCAAUUGAAUUUUGAGAAAUUUCAGUCUGCAGAUGCAAUAAAAGGCAAAAGUCUAACCAAAUAAAAUGAUGGGAACUUCAUCAUUUUAAGAUGGCGGUGAGAGGAAUGCACCCUAUGUAAAAUAUAAGCUGAGUCAAACAUAACUCUUUCCACCUGAUGUUACUAUACUGCAUGGAUGAGUUGCAAUAGCUGUAAGCUUCACAAACCCUGUGCACAAACGGAGUCCAAUAGUUCCACUAAAACUGAGAUGAGCAGAUUCCUUCUUGACAUGCUGGAUACAUCUACAAGUGAACAAAUUGCAAAGGCCAAGGCCCGUCCUUGUAAAAUUACUAUUUUGAAUAAAAGGGUAGAAGGUGGAAAAAGUUUUCAACCUUUUAAUCAGGCCUACGACUGAACUUCUUGAAUAGCCUAUUAUAAGAAAAGACAAAACAUCAACAGGAAAGCAAUGGGGAAGGCCUGUUCAUUCAACAAUUGUGCUAACAUCUCCAAGCAGUUAGCUUUCUAUGCCAUAGAAAUGUAUAUCAGCAUAUAAUAUAUGCAGGAUAGCUGAGUAGAACCGAGUGAAAAACAUAUAACCUCAUUUCAUCAAAAGCCUCAAAAUUGCUUUGAGAUCAUUACUAAUUUGCACAGAAAUUACUUUUGUAUUCAUUAAACAUGCUCGGGGGUGGAGGUGGGGAUCAGCAGCCUUUGCUUGUUGUUUGCAAAAAACGUUCCAAAAUAACUGGCUCCAGACAAAGAUUCUGUAAUGGGGAAAAGGAUGAGAAGCACAAAUUAACAAAAGAGGACAAAGAGUUUCAGGGGGGAAAACAACACAGUUU